Messenger RNA from Arabidopsis thaliana (thale cress), 2701 nucleotides. Its product is annotated as WEAK CHLOROPLAST MOVEMENT UNDER BLUE LIGHT-like protein (DUF827). The record is from RefSeq and is marked reviewed. Lineage: Eukaryota; Viridiplantae; Streptophyta; Magnoliopsida; Brassicales; Brassicaceae. The transcript has 2 exons. The coding region runs from base 192 to 2531 and encodes 779 amino acids.
AUAUAGACUUUCCAAUUGUGUACCUCUCUUUUCUUGUCUUCUUAAUCAGAAAAUCAAUAAUUCUCUUCUACUUUCUUCAUUUUUCCCUUUCUCUUGUAAGUCUCUCUUUUCAUUGAUUCUUUCUAUUGGUGGCGAGCUUCGUUCAAUCGUUUUAGCAUUUCUCUUGUAAGUUUCGGCCUUGCUUUCCUCCGAUGGAGGAUUUGAAAACAACAGACGCACUAUCUCUUCCAGUUGUUAGUGAUAAUGGUGGAAUAAUAGAGCCUGAGUUGCAGCUACCUCAAGCAAUACCAACAGAACUUGAGAAUAAUGAAGAAGAAAAUGGGACAAUUCAACAAUCUCAAAGUGAAGAAGAUUCCGCAGAAAAUGGGAAAAUUUAUAUGGAUGACACUUUUUUACCUUCAAAAUCUCAAGUAAAAGAAACACAAGAUUCUCCUACUACUCCUAGUUUUGUGUCUCCCUCUGCUGAGAUUGUUCUGCCUCGCGUAAACACCAAGUAUGAAGCAGAGGGCACAACAAGAAAUGCAGUGUCUCCAAGACCUCUGUAUUCCCCUAGAAGCAUUGGAUCUCCAAGAGCACUACUGUCUCCAAGGUUUGCAGGAUCAUCAUCACCAUUGAGCAAUGGAACACCCAUAAGUAUGGAUUCUUUCAGAGACUCAAUUGAUACAGCAUCACCUUUUGAAUCUGUCAAAGAAGCUGUUUCCAAAUUUGGGGGAAUAACUGAUUGGAAGGCACAUAGAAUGAAAGUAUUAGAGCGACGCAAUUUUGUGGAACAAGAGCUCGACAAGAUCCAGGAGGAGAUUCCUGAGUACAAAAAGAAAUCAGAGAUGGUCGAGAUGUCAAAAAUGCUAGCGGUUGAGGAGCUAGAGAGUACAAAGAGGCUCAUAGAAGAAUUGAAGCUUAAUCUUGAAAAAGCUGAAACAGAAGAACAACAGGCAAAGCAAGACUCUGAGCUUGCCAAGCUGAGAGUUCAAGAGAUGGAACAAGGAAUUGCUGAUGAAGCUAGUGUUGCAUCUAAAGCACAGCUUGAAGUCGCUCAAGCAAGACAUACAUCUGCAAUUUCAGAAUUGGAAUCUGUCAAGGAAGAGCUACAAACUCUGCAAAACGAGUAUGACGCCUUGGUAAAAGAGAAAGAUUUGGCUGUGAAGGAAGCUGAAGAAGCGGUUAUUGCUUCAAAAGAAGUUGAGAGGAAAGUUGAAGAACUCACUAUAGAGUUGAUAGCUACAAAGGAGUCAUUGGAAUGUGCACAUUCUUCUCAUUUGGAGGCGGAAGAACAUAGGAUUGGAGCUGCCAUGUUGCGUGAUCAGGAGACUCACCGGUGGGAGAAGGAACUAAAGCAAGCAGAGGAAGAACUACAAAGACUUAAGCAACAUUUAGUUUCUACAAAGGAAUUACAAGUGAAACUUGAAUUUGCAUCAGCCUUGCUGCUUGAUUUGAAGAAAGAAUUGGCAGAUCAUAAAGAAUCAUCCAAGGUAAAGGAGGAAACGAGUGAGACAGUAGUAACAAACAUUGAGAUUUCAUUACAGGAAAAAACUACAGAUAUACAAAAAGCUGUUGCUUCUGCAAAGAAAGAACUCGAAGAAGUGAACGCGAAUGUGGAGAAAGCAACUUCUGAAGUGAAUUGCUUAAAGGUUGCAUCCUCUUCCUUGAGAUUGGAAAUUGAUAAGGAGAAAUCAGCACUUGACUCAUUAAAACAAAGAGAAGGGAUGGCAUCGGUAACGGUUGCUUCUCUAGAAGCUGAGAUCGACAUAACGAGGUGCGAAAUAGCUUUGGUUAAGUCCAAGGAAAAAGAAACUAGAGAGGAAAUGGUGGAGCUACCAAAGCAACUGCAACAAGCAAGUCAAGAGGCAGAUGAAGCGAAAUCAUUCGCUGAACUUGCUCGUGAAGAGCUGCGGAAGUCUCAAGAAGAAGCAGAGCAAGCAAAGGCUGGAGCAAGUACAAUGGAGAGCAGAUUAUUUGCAGCUCAGAAAGAAAUUGAGGCUAUUAAAGCUUCAGAGAGGCUGGCAUUAGCUGCCAUCAAGGCCUUGCAAGAGAGUGAAUCUAGUUCAAAGGAAAACGCUGUUGAUUCUCCGAGGACUGUAACACUGACAAUAGAAGAGUACUAUGAGCUUAGCAAGCGUGCUCACGAGGCUGAAGAAGCCGCCAAUGCAAGAGUUGCAGCAGCGGUUUCUGAGGUUGGAGAAGCCAAAGAAACAGAAAAGAGAAGCUUGGAGAAGUUGGAAGAAGUAAACAAAGAGAUGGUUGAGAGAAAGGCAACACUUGCAGGAGCAAUGGAGAAGGCUGAGAAGGCUAAAGAAGGGAAGUUGGGUGUAGAACAAGAGCUGAGAAAAUGGAGGGAAGUAAGUGAAAAAAAGAGAAAGAAUGGUAGUAGCCAUGGAAAAAGCAUUCAAGGGUCGAAGGAGAAAGAAGCUGAGACUAGUGUAUCUAACGAAACAGAAACAAACCCAAUCCCACAGGUAAAUCCUGUAAAGAAAAAGAAGAAACUUUUCCCAAGAUUUUUUAUGUUCUUGAUGAAGAAAAAGUCACAUAAGUGAGUUCGAUGUGAAGAAGUCGAUUGUGUAAAAUUCUAUAAAUAUUUAAUCUAUACUAUUAACUUAGAGCUAAAGCUUCCUUAGUUUCAAAGAUGUCUGGAACAAUACAUGAACCCAACAAGAUCAAUGUUUGUUUCUGUCAUGAGUUAGUCAAUGAAUCAGAGAAUACACAU